This is a messenger RNA of Hippocampus comes (tiger tail seahorse), 3376 nucleotides long. Its product is annotated as WD repeat-containing protein 37. Bases 201 to 1724 code for a protein of 507 amino acids. NCBI's taxonomy places the organism in Eukaryota, Metazoa, Chordata, Actinopteri, Syngnathiformes, Syngnathidae. The record is from RefSeq and is a predicted model, not a curated record. The transcript has 14 exons. Gene Ontology annotation, molecular function: protein binding.
CAAUCCUUUGCACCGGAAGAAGAUCCUCUUCUUGUCCGUCACGGAGUGACCUCCGUUGACGUCUUUUUGUCCCUUCUUCAUUUUCUUGUUCGCCGAACAAAAUGUUGGGUUGGCCCUCAUUACUGCUGAUGUUCCGUAGCUCGUUACCUCUUCUGUAGACUUUUUGACUGUGCCGCUGAGGCUUUCGGUAAGCAGGAAGGAUGCCGGUGGAGAUCGGCACCGGCGGCGCCACCGGCACCAACACUGGCACUGGCGGAGGCAUGGUCCGGCAGGCCAAGCAGAAGAGGAAAUCACACAGUCUGUCCAUACGCAGGACCAACAGCACAGACCAGGAACGAUCUGGCUUCCUGCAGAGGGACAUUCAGCUGGACACGCAGGACUCCAAGCUUCCGGUGUCUCUGAGGAGCAACCUGGUGGACCUGUUCAGUCAAAUCGAGAGGGAGUUUGAGAACCUUUACAUUGAAAACCUCGAACUUCGCCGAGAAAUCGACACAUUGAACGAGCGUUUGGCUGCCGACGGACAGACGGUGGAGGGUGUGGACUUGACCAAAGGAGCGCUGAAAACAAAGACGAGUCACAGUACCAGUCAGCUGUCACAGAAGCUGAAGACAACCUACAAGGCAUCCACGAGCAAGAUUGUGUCCAGUUUCAAAGCCACCACAUCCCGAGCCGUAUGCCAGCUGCUCAGAGAGUAUGUGGGCCACCGAGACGGCAUCUGGGACCUCAGCGUGACGCGGAUUCAGCCCACCGUGCUCGGCACCGCAUCUGCAGACCACACGGCCAUGUUGUGGAGCAUUGAGACGGGCAAAUGUCUCCUUAAGUAUCUGGGCCACCAAGGAUCAGUCAACUCCAUCAAGUUUCACCCCACUGAGCAGAUGGCGCUAACAGCCUCCGGUGACCAGACAGCUCAUGUGUGGCGGUUCCUGGUGCAGCUGCCCACGCCGCAGCCCGUCACCGACGUCACCCAGCCCUGCGAGGACGAAGUGGAGUUCUCCGACAAAGAUGACGCAGACACGGAGGCGGACGGGCCCAACGAGUGCCCGUCGGUGCGCGUGCCCAGCACCACGUUGCGCAGCCACCAGGGCGUGGUGAUCGCCGCCGACUGGUUGGUGGGCGGCAAGCAGGUAGUGACGGCAUCCUGGGACCGGGCAGCCAACCUCUACGAUGUGGAGACGUCGGAGCUGGUGCACUCGCUCACCGGUCACGACCAGGAGCUGACGCACUGCUGCACGCACCCCACCCAGCGACUUGUCGUCACCUCAUCCAGGGACACCACCUUCAGGUUGUGGGACUUCAGAGACCCGUCCAUACACUCUGUCAACGUCUUCCAAGGACACACGGACACGGUUACAUCAGCCGUGUUCACAGUGGGUGACAACGUGGUGUCGGGCAGCGACGACCGCACCGUUAAAGUAUGGGACCUGAAGAACAUGCGCUCACCCAUCGCCACCAUCCGCACGGACUCGGCCGUUAACAGGAUCAGCGUGUCGGUGAGUCAGAGGAUCAUCGCUCUCCCUCACGACAAUCGGCAAGUCCGACUCUUCGACAUGUCCGGCGUGCGCUUGGCCAGACUACCGCGCAGCAACAGACAGGGCCACCGGCGUAUGGUGUGUUGCUCGGCAUGGUGCGAGGACAACGCCUCGUGCAACUUGUUCACAUGCGGCUUCGACCGGCAGGCCAUCGGCUGGAACAUCAACAUCCCGGCCUUACUGCUGGAGAAGUGACCCCCGCCAAGCAUGCCGCCCGACCGACCCCCUGGAAUCUUGCCUGGCUUUACUUGUCGACGCGCCACGUGAGUUUUCAUGCGUCCAUCGAAAGUGGCAUAAAUGCAACAGCUCGGCUUCUCGAGCGGGAACUGGCAGCAAUGUACACUGAGCACUCUGUGUGUGUGUGUGUGUGUGUGUGUGUGUGUGUGUGUGUGUGUGUGUGUGUGUGUGUGUGUGUUUUAAAAUGAGUCCUCCAUCAAAACAGUGUGCCAUUGAUGGAAAAACAAGCACAACCCGCUUCCAUGCACAAAGCCUCACAACAGUUGUUUGGGUUUAUUGUAGUCGAGAACAAUGACAACUAUUGCCCAAAUAUUUUUUUUUUUCUUCUCAAGGUACACAAUCCCGCGUCGUAACAUUAGCUGCACUACUACAAAAAUGUAGUGAGAUCCUUACGACUAUGUGUGAACUGUCUGAGUCAAACCAACAUGGCCGACUUCCUGUACCGUUUUGGGCAUGGGUCCUUCUGUGCUUAUGAUCGAUACAUCCACCAAAUUCCAUGUAGAUUGGUUACGCAAUGUCAAACGUGUCACUGUUCUAUUUAUUUCUAUAUUUAUUUCUCAACUCAACUCAAAUGUAUUUAUAGACCUUUGGAUUUGGAUUUUCCUGUAAAGUUAAAUACAAACAUUUAAAGCAAGAUGAAUAAGCGUGCAAAAAUAUCCGUUGGACCCAAGGAUUUUUUUUUUUUUUUUUUUGCAAACUACCGGCAAAAAAAAAUGAACAAAUACUUAAAUUAUACCAAAUCUCCAAACUGUAAGUAAUGUUUGUAAAUUUCCGCAUGUGUCCCUAAUGUGGCCAGAGAUCUGCACAUUAGUUUGCCCCAGGUGACAAAAGUUCGUUGCAGUUGCUGCAUAUGGUCCGUUUAGAGUAUUUCGGAAGUCACGACAUACCUGAACAGUGUUCAUCCAAUUGCUCAGUUUGUAUUAGUAGUUAAUGGGCUGCCCCCUGCUGGUCUGGAGUAUCAUGUACGAUUAGUUCUUAUAGGGGAAAAAAAACAGUAAAGAUGUGAAAAUUGUCUUCGUGGUGCUAGAACGACUUAAAAUAGCGUGUGUGUGUGUGUGUGUGUGUGUGUGUGUGUGUGUGUGUGUGUGUUUAAACAUUGCAUUCUUACUGCCUUGUGCGGGAAACAAAAACAACAAGACGAAAGUGUAUAAAAGGUGUAAAAAGUCUUCAAUGUCACAACGUUUCUCUUCUGGAGGACUUUCAAGUGCCGAAAUUAAAUCAAUCCAUAAACCAGUCAACAAGUCCACCAUUAAAAAAAAUCAUUCCGGUGUGAAUUUAUCACAAUUAGAAUUGUCACAGUUAAAAACUAAAUUGUGAAAUAAUUUGAUGCCCACUUUUUUGUGUAUGUUAAAUUAAUUGGUAGUUUAUUGAAUUAAUUAUUUAACUGUUACAUAUUGGCACUUCUUAGUCCUCCAUAGUCUGUUUGCAUCAUGAAUGAGAUGUAAUCUCUCUCUCUCACACACACACGCACACACACGCACACACACACACACGCACACACACAUAUAUAUAAAACUGCUAAGAUUUUUAUUUUGUGUUUAUUAGCCACUUUAACCCCAAAUUGCUAUUUGACCCUAGUGAUCAACAUUUAAAAACAUGCACACACACAC